Nannospalax galili (Upper Galilee mountains blind mole rat) is the source of this 4891-nucleotide messenger RNA. It is a transcript of the gene Znf526, whose product is annotated as zinc finger protein 526. The record is from RefSeq and is a predicted model, not a curated record. The coding region runs from base 282 to 2282 and encodes 666 amino acids. The transcript is spliced from 2 exons. NCBI's taxonomy places the organism in Eukaryota, Metazoa, Chordata, Mammalia, Rodentia, Spalacidae.
GGGUGAGGGUGCCGCCCAAUGGGAGGCGUGGAUAGUGAGGGGUCCUGCACGCCUGGAGCCGAGGGUCUGUGUCAAGAGCGGCCGGGGCUGUUGGAGAACCUGACUGCAGUGGCGGUGAUAGGCAGACACAGAGCAUGGAAGACCAAGGGGCAAACACUGGACCAAGAUUUGUUGACUGACAGAAGUGAUUGACAAGGUGAACAGGGAAAUCCUGAGACUUCCCCUUCCCCUUGGGUUCCUGGUGUACCACUGGCUCCUGCCCCUUUGUCCAGGCACGGGAGAUGGCAGAGAUGGUGGCUGAAGUGGCUGAGUUGCCAACACAGUCACCAGGGGCAGUGGAAAUGUUAACACCCAUGUCAGAGGAGCUGGCAGAGAUGGCCACCGAAGUGACUGAGAUGACCUCCGGGGAGGCCCUCGCCUCAUCCCUCUUCUUCCAGCACCACCAGUUCAUGUGCUCUGAGUGUGGCAGCCUCUACAACACCCUAGAGGAAGUCCUCGCCCACCAGGAACAGCAUCUGCUCAUCAUGUCAGAGGAGGAGGCGCUGACCACACAGGACAUGGGCCUGGAGCCGGAACUCAUUGUGCCUGGCACUGGAGAGGGACCUUUCCAGUGUGGCGAAUGCAGCCAGCUCAUCCUUUCUCCCAGUGAGCUCCUGGCCCACCAAGAUGCCCACCUGCAGGAGUCUGCAAGCCAGAUCCAGUACCAGUGUGGAGACUGCCAGGAGCUCUUCCCCUCACCUGAGCUGUGGGUAGCUCACCGCAAGACUCAGCACCUUCAGGGUACAGAUGAGCCACCAGCGCCACCUCCUUUGCCUCCCCCAACACCACCACCUCCACCACCAGAAGUCAAGAUGGAGCCCUACGAGUGUCCUGAGUGUUCCACCCUCUGUGCCACCCCUGAGGAGUUCUUGGAGCAUCAGGGCACACACUUUGACUCUCUGGAGAAAGAAGAGUGCAAUGGAUUAGCAGAGGAAGAGGAGGAGGAUGAAGAUGAUGACAGUGAUGAUGAUGAUGAGACAGAUGAUGAGGAAGCCACAGAGCUUACUGCUGACGAUGUGGGAGGUGACAAGUCUACAGCUGGCCAGGCCCAGGGAUGUGGGGACUGUUCCCAACUCUGUACCUCAGGGGCACCCCGACGACACCGGCGGGCGUCCCACAGCCAAGCAUCUGCCACCCACCCCUUCCACUGCAACCAGUGUCAGCGCAGCUUCAGCUCUGCCAACAGGCUGAUGGCUCAUGGUCGGGCCCAUGUGGGGGGCACCCAUGAGUGCACCACCUGCUCCAAGGUCUUCAAGAAGGCAGCCUCACUAGAGCAGCACCUCCGGCUCCACCGUGGAGAAGCCCGCUACCUGUGUGUGGACUGCGGCCGUGGCUUUGGCACAGAGCUCACGUUGGUGGCCCAUAGGCGGGCCCACACCGCCAACCCGUUGCACCGCUGUCGCUGUGGCAAGACCUUCAGCAACAUGACUAAGUUCCUCUACCACCGGCGCACUCACGCUGGGAAGAGCGGGACCCCCACCAGGGUAGCAACUGUCUCCCCAGCUUCAGUUGAGCCUACACCCCGACCCCCACCUCCUGCCCCACCUGCCCAGCUGCCCUGUCCACAGUGCCCCAAGUCAUUUGCCUCAGCCUCCCGGCUCUCCAGGCACCGGAGAGCAGUACACGGUCCCCCUGAACGACGGCACCGGUGUGGGGUCUGUGGCAAGGGCUUCAAGAAGCUGGUCCAUGUGCGCAACCACCUGCGGACACACACAGGUGAGAGGCCCUUCCAGUGCCACUCCUGUGGCAAGACCUUUGCUUCUUUGGCCAAUCUCAGCCGCCACCAGCUGACCCACACAGGUGUGCGUCCCUACCAAUGCCUGGACUGUGGCAAGCGCUUCACACAGAGCUCCAACCUGCAGCAGCACCGACGGCUACACCUACGGCCGGUUGCCUUUGCCCGUGCCCCCCGCCUUCCCAUCACUGGUCUCUACAACAAGAGCCCCUACUACUGCGGGACCUGUGGCCGCUGGUUCCGAGCCAUGGCAGGCCUUCGACUGCAUCAGCGGGUCCAUGCCCGAGCCAGGACUUUGACAUUGCAGCCUCCCAAGUCACCGCCUCCAGCCCCACCCCCAGCCCCAGAGCCUCAGCAGACUAUCAUGUGCACAGAGCUUGGGGAGACCAUCGCCAUCAUUGAGACGUCACAGCCACUGGCACUCGAGGACACGUUGCAGCUGUGCCAGGCAGCACUGGGGGCCAGCGAAGCAAGUGGACUGUUGCAGUUGGACGCGGCCUUCGUGUGACAGCCCAAGAGCAGUAAUAAAAGGGUUUGGUUACAAGCGUGUACAUAAGACCUCUGGGGAGAAGAGGACCCUCUGGCAGGGUGAUCUGGCACUCGCCACGUGCCAGGACCCAUCCCGCUUCUCCUAGUGCUGACUCCUCAGAGCAGCUGCCAGGGUUCUCUUGUUGCUCUUCUCUGCCCGAGGGGAAACAGAAACAGAACCAAAGCUCUGAGAAGUGGUGUGAUCUGGCCCAGUUCAUACUGCUGCAUUGCAAAGCAGGGCUUUGCCAAGGCUCUGCACGGCAUUGCCCUGGUGCUCAGCAACAUCAGGUAACCUUUACUGAGCACCAACUGUGUGCUAGGUCUGUGCCACACACUCUCAUAUACCUCUUCAGACCCUCUGCUUGUCCCCAGCCUUCCUUGAACUUUGGGUGUGCAGAACUUAGCUCCACCUGAUAGAGGAAGGCACUUGAUUUCUCUGGGCUUCUUUCAUCUGUUUUGACCAUAUGGAAGGAAGUCUGUAGGUACCCCAGUACUCAGUCCAGACUGGGUGAUUCUGGAGACCCAAGAAUAAGCCAGACAGUGCUGUAUGCAGGAGGCAUGCUGACAGCAGGACUACACACAAGUAUAGACAGCUUGCUCUGAGUGUGUCUCACUGGUUCAUUCAGCCUGUAUGUCCAAGGCCUCUUUUAAAUGUGUUGUGCUGCUGCUGCAAGCCAGAAGCCGAGUCAGGCCUAGGGGUUCCUGGGCUGUGAGGGGGCUAUGUAGGGACAGUGGGAUCUCAGGAAGGAACAGACCUCCAUGGGAGGAGAUCAAGAGUGAGAUUUCCUAGUGGAGGCAAGUCCCUGAAAUACAAGUAGGAAUCUGCUAGUGGAAAAGAACACUGUAGAUAGAUAGUACUACAAGAGAAGGAUGAUUAUUUGGAGACCCCCCCAGUUACAAACAGAAAGGAAAAGUAAGUUUUCCAGUGUCACAGAACAGCUGGGAUUUGAGGGGGCCUCGGGAGCAGGAAGGGAUCCCAUUCUUAAGAGUCCUUCCCUCCCCAAACAGGUGCAGAUGAAUAUGGGAGGUCAGGGGGGCAGGCUCCCCCAGGCCUCUGCAGACCAUGAUGCCCUGGCAGGUGAAGCAGAAUGGGGCUGGGGCUGGGGCUGGGGCUUGUCUGGGAGGAGGGCCUAGACUUUGGAAAUUGGGCUGAGUAGUUGAAGACAGAGUUAAGGUAGGAGUGUAGGGGCAGGAAGGUGAAGGACACCCUCAGUGACCACAGUCAACCAGUGGGAGGGAGGAACACUGGGUCCAUCUCUCACCCAGACCAGCCAUCUUCCCUCUAGUUGAGAAGCAAGGUGAAACCCAGACUGGUACUGAACAAGGGAGGGAUGAGGUUCAUCCCGCAGAGUAAAAGGGUGCCCCUGGGGCUGUUGUAGGCAACUUGCAGAGCCCAAAGCCCAGAGUCCUGGAACUCCCUCAGGGACAUGCGCCAAACUUCCUUGCUGUUCAUAAGUGGAAUCCAACAGAGGACAGGCAGUGGCUCCUCCCCAGUCUCCCAUGGCCUCCUGAAGGCUCCUGCUCACUCACUGCUUGGCACCAUGUGGAAGAGAUACUGUUUUCUUCUGCCAUGGCCCCCACCCUCUGGCUCCAGCACAUUUGAAAAGCCAGGGGGGAAAAGCCAGGCUAGGCAGCACAAGCCUGUAACCCCAGGCCUGGGGAGCCUAAGGCAGGAAGGAAGCUCGGGCUACUUAAUGAGACCCUAUCUCAGGAAAGUGAGAAGAAAGCCAAGGUCUCUGCCUCCUUCCCAGGGUUGCCACUUCACCACAUCCCUAAGAGAAGUGAAACAUGGGUGCCCUGCUUCCGACAGAAUGAAGCCUUGGGAAUCUGGCCAUGGCUACCCCACUAAGUCUGUAGGUACUUGGGUUUUGGGACAAGAGACUCACAUGAUCCAGGGUCCCUUUGGACUCUGCAGCAUCUGGGCUGGGCAUCCCUUUGCUCAGGUCCUGGACUCUGCUUCUUAAGUUCUGGGGUUUCAAUCCCUCUGAGCCCCAAUCUCCUGCUGGUCACCCAGGAAGCUCACCCUUUCCCAGCUGAAGCAGGUGAUUUAUGCCAGGUCAUAGGCAGGAGCCACCUCUACAGUUAAGAUAAGCCUGUCACUGCAUACUCUAAAGGGACUGGAAGGUCAGCCUGAGUCUGGACUAGGACUCAGGCCUCCCAGUGUUCCCCUGCCAGAGCUACUGCUGACCUGACUCUGAACAGCCUUCCAGGCAGCCCCCUUCCCUCUGGAAACAAGCAGCCAGGCAGGAAGAAGGGUUUCAUGCCAAUAAUUUAUUGAACGGAGGUCUGUACACAGGCAAACCUUACUGUGGAGACUAAGACACCAGGGGCUCUCCCCACUCCCCAACCUCUAGGGUAGGGAGCAGGACGGAGCCUGGGGAGCAGAGGACAGGAGGGGGCACAGCUGCAGGGGAGGGCAGGCUGGAUGGUGCGAAUCGACGUUUUCUUUAAGAAAAAAAUUAUAACAAUCUAUUUACACCCGAGGAGGCCAGGGAAAGAAAAAGAAGGUGGGCUGGGCUGGUCCUAUUUACACGGGAGUAGGGGAGGAUGAAGGAGUGGAGGUCUCAGGGGAGGGGAGGGGGCCAAGGG